AAACGUGACUUCGUAAAAUUAAGACUUGGCGAAAAUGGGAGGUUGUUGUUCUUCUUCCGAAAAUCUGCCGCUUCCCCAAACACCAGUGUACUAUUAUUACCCACCGGUUUCAGAAGAGCAUGCACCAUCCACUAAAUUGGAUAGCCCGAAGAAGGUGCAGCUAUUCGAACUUAUGAAAUCGAAUUCGUUAACUGUUUCAGUAACAGAUGAAGAGGAUGUUUGUCCCACUUGUCUCGAAGAGUAUGAUUCGGAGAAUCCUAAGAUCACAACCAAGUGUAACCAUCACUUUCACCUUUCGUGCAUACUCGAGUGGAUGGAAAGAAGCGACACUUGCCCCAUCUGCGAUCAGGAAAUGAAAUACGAAAGCCCUUUUCCAACUCAGAGUUGACUCGUCGAACAUGAAUAUUAUUUAUGCAUAUGAUUCUUUGCUCUGUAUAUACACAUUCAUUCAUCUCACAAUCAAGAAACUUUGUAAAAUAGUCCAUACAUAUAUAUGUGUGUGUGUGUAUAUAUAUGUAUGUAAAUAGGAAGGUUAUUCUUUUGUGUUUACAGAUGUAUAGGUGCUCUUUUUGUAUGUAAUAUUUGUGCAGUGAUGUGGUCAAGAAUAUUUUAUUUUGACCUAAAUUUAUCUUCGAAAUUGGUUUACG
Molecule: messenger RNA, 647 nt
Organism: Erythranthe guttata (spotted monkey flower)
Lineage: Eukaryota; Viridiplantae; Streptophyta; Magnoliopsida; Lamiales; Phrymaceae
Source: RefSeq, a predicted model, not a curated record